AAUAGUUUUUGCAAAUCUUAGAGAGAGAAAGCUUUAAGAGAGAGAAAAUCGAGCUUGAAGACGAACCAGAACGAACAACAUUAUAUACACACAAAUCUUCACACCAAAAACAUUCAUAUAUAUCAUGUAUAUGCAUAAUUUGUGAGUGAUUAGGGUAAAAAAAUCGAAAGGGGGGCACUCAGUCGAUUCUUUUAUGUCCUAUAUUUUAUAGGGCAAAAUUCGUUUUUGAUUCGGAAAUUGAUCCAUUUUACAUCAAAGAAGAACCGAAGGGGAGAGGGGAAAGGUUUCUAAGCUGGAUAUUGUUGCAGUGCUCUUCGCAAUUCAGGAAUAUACCUGUAGGCACUUAAAGUGGGUAUGCAUGGAUGUACUUCAGGAUCUGUGCAUGUAGUCAAUGCUGAGCUUGAUUCCAUGGGAGGAGUUGAUGACAGUGGAGCUGGAAUUUCUUCAACACCAUCACUGCAGCAAUCAUCAGAUCUUGAGAAAACUCAAGCGGAACUCAGGCAAACAUUCACCGCGGCUGAGAAAUUUAGAAGAGAAUUAGAAUAUCUACAGAAAGGUGGAGACCCAUUGGACUUGAAACCUGGGAAUGCAGCGUCAGUUAGCCGCCAGUCCACCUCACUGGCAGAUCGACAUCCUGAGCAGUUUGUGACAAGUGAAGCAAAAGGUAGUUUUGCAAUUACUGCUUCACCUCGUGGAGAUUCUGUUGAAAGUAGCGGUAGACUUGGGGCUCCUUCAGCCUGUGAACCCAACAGUGCUGAUAAUCUCAUGCUAUUUGAUGGUGACAAUAAGUUCCAGGAAAUUGAACGGAAACCUGUACAUCCUCAUGCAGACAACAUUGCUCCGUCCAAACAUCACUCCCAGUUGGAUGUUGGUCACAUCACCACAGGCGAUUCUGUUGUCUUAGAACUACCCAAAAAAUCAUAUAAACGUAGAAUUAGAUCUCGGCCAAAUCGUGAUGGGGCUAGGUCAAGUUCUACUGAUGCAGUUCCUUCUCGUGGUGGUCAUUUUCUUCCUUUUCGACAUGCUUCCAGGGAUUUCAAAGGAUUAACACAUGACACAGACCACCAGGAUCGUAACUGUUUGUUGAAUUCCAACUCCAAGCCUAAAAGUCCUAAUGCUAGUGUGGCUCAAAGAAAUUCUAUCACUCAGCUAGAAAAUGAAAUAGAUGGUGUGCCGGCUGUACAAUCAACCCUUGGCCCUGCACAUGGUCCAUAUUCUGCUGUUUUAGAUGCUAAUGCUUUACAAAACACUCUAGAGACUCAUGACGAUCAGCCAGUAAAAUCUAAUAGUCGGGAAGCUCCACUCACUAUUGCAUCCAUUGAACCUGAACCUGUAGCGGUUAUGAAUCGGGUACAUUUGACAGAUUCUGUACGUCCUCCCCGUGCAGACACACAGAUAUCUGAAAACCUAGCUUUUGCUAGUCCAACCAAUGGCUUUGGAAGUACGGAAGAGAUAGAAAGCAUACCUGCUGAUAGUAACAGCGGAGUAGCAAUUCCCCCAAAAAUCUUGGACUCGGAGUCGUCAUGCACCCAAACCAGUCAACGCUUUGAUGGCUAUAAUGGGAACGGUUUACCUACUAGUGCUAGGAUUGGUAAAUAUACUGGGCCAAUGGAACAAAAUUUGGUACAGAAGGAGGUAGUAGAGGUGGAACGUAAUGAUUUAGUUGCAGACAAGGAUGAUAAGAUACUGAAUAUUAAUAAAGCUAAUUCUGAUAUGUGUCAUCCAAGUCACAAUGGGGACGACUCUGCUAUUAAGGAAGAGGUAGACCUGAAAGUGUCUGAAUCUGCGUUGCAAAAUGAGUUGAAGCAUUCUGUCUCUACUAAAAGAGUUGGCUCAGAUGGCUGCACCACUCCAAAAACUGAAAGAAAGGCCACCAUUAUUUUGGGACCCAAUUCAAUUUCCCAAGAUGGAAAUGCUUGCAGUAGUAGACCACAAGGUUCUAAUGACAUCUCCUUACGGGAGUCUACAUUGUCUGUUAGGUAUCCGACUGAUGUUCCAGAGCAAAAUGCAUGCUCUCAGAACAACUUGAAACUGGCAACCAAAGAACGUGAAGACUCAAUUUUGGAAGAGGCUCGGAUUAUAGAGGCAAAACGUAAGAGGAUAGCUGAAUUAUCUGUUAGAACCUUGCCACCGGAGAGACGUCUAAAAUCACAAUGGGACUUUGUCCUUGAGGAAAUGUCAUGGUUGGCUAAUGAUUUUGCGCAGGAGCGCCUUUGGAAGAUAACCGCAGCUGCUCAAAUUUCUCGGAGAGUGGCUUUUGCUUCUCAAGUAAGGUUCCAACAACAAUGUUCACUGCAGAAGCAGAAGGAAGUAGCUCACCGCUUGGCAGAAGCUGUCAUGAAGUUCUGGCACACGAUACAGGUGAAAUGCAAGGAGACCGAGUCACGCUGCCUUAAAAGAGAUAAUAGAAUUGGGAUUCAGGGAUAUGCAAUGAGGUUCUUGGAGUACAAUAGCUCUCAAGUUCAGUACAACGCAACUCAAGCACCUGCGACUCCUGAUAGCAUCAUGGACCUUUCAUGGGAGGAUAAUCUGACAGAAGAGAAUCUCUUUUAUACAGUACCACCUGGUGCAAUUGAGGCCUACAGAAAAGCGAUUGAAUCUCAUUUGCUACAAUUUGAGAGAACUGGCAGUAGCAUGCAAGAUGAAGUGGAUACAUCUGGCUAUGAUGCUGUUGCAGACUUCAAAUCUCAAGAUAAUGCAUUUGAAGAGGAUGAGGGAGAAACAAGCACAUAUUAUCUCCCAGGUGUGUUUGAAGGUAGCAAAUCUACGAAAAAUGCUCAGAAGAGGAGAAAACACUUCAAAUUUUAUGGUGCAAGAUCACAUGAGAUGGGAGGUGAUUUGUCACUCAUGCAAUCCGCUGAAAGAACUGUUGGAACUCAACCCUCUGUGUUGAGUGGGAAACGAUCUGCCAGCAGUUUAAAUGUUUCAAUUCCAACAAAACGUGUGCGUACUGCUUCCAGGCAGAGGAUAAUAAGUCCAUUCAAUGCUGGAACUUCUGGGUGCAUACAGGCACCAAAUAGGACAGAUGCUUCAAGUGGCGAUACCAAUUCCUUUCAGGAUGAGCAAAGUACUCUACAUGGUGGAUCACAAAUACCAAACAAUAUGGAAGCUGAAUCUGUGGGAGACUAUGAAAAGCAAUUACAGUUUGAUUCCACUGAAGUUUCAAAUAGACCUAAAAAGAAAAAGAAAGCAAAACAUCCUGGAUCCACAUUUGAGCAUCGGUGGCACCUUGAUUCUAAUUUUCAGAAUGAGCAGAAGGAUCACUCAAGAAGGAGACCGGAUACACAUCAAUUUGAAUCAAAUGGAAGCAGUGUGGCUUCUCAGAUGAGUAAUAUGUCCAAUCCAAAUAAGUUCAUGAAAUUACUUGUGCGAGAUCGUGGCAGGAAAGCCAAAGCACUUAAGACCCCUGUUGGGCAGCCAGGUUCAGGAAGUCCAUGGUCAUUAUUUGAAGAUCAGGCCCUUGUUGUGCUGGUUCAUGAUAUGGGUCCAAACUGGGAGCUUAUAAGUGAUGCCAUCAACAGCACUUUACAGUUCAAGUGCAUCUUCCGCAAGUCCAGAGAAUGCAAAGAACGCCACAAAAUUUUAAUGGAUAGGAAUACUGGUGAUGGAGCUGAUAGCGCUGAGGAUUCAGGGUCGUCUCAACCUUAUCCAUCUACUUUACCUGGCAUUCCGGAGGGCAGUGCUAGACAAUUAUUUCAACGAUUGCAGGGACCAAUGGAAGAGGAUACACUCAAAUCUCAUUUCGAGAAAAUUAUUGUGAUUGGACAAAAACAUCAUUAUAGAAGGACACAGAAUGAUAAUCAGGAUCCAAAACAGUUGCAGCAGCCUCAUAGUUCUCAUGCCUUUGCUCUUUCUCAAGUCUGCCCAAAUAACCUUAAUGGUGGACCUGUCCUUACGCCUCUUGAACUGUCCGAAGCAAUCUCGUCCAGCCCAGAUGUUCUUCCUGCUGGUUAUCAAGGUCCUCAUAGUGGUGGGUUACCAGUUCUGAAUCAUGGUCCUGUACCACCAAUGCUUCCUGGUUCUGGUUCCACUUCAUCAGCACCUGGUUCGUCCAAUUCGGUUCAUGGAAGUAACCUUCCAUCUGCAUCUGCUCCACUUAAUCCAUCUGUUAGGGAGGGAAGAUAUGGGAUCCCUAGAACGGGGUCAUUAUCAGUAGAUGAACAGCAAAGAAUGCAACAGUACAAUCAAAUGUUAUCUGCGAGGAACACACAGCAGGCCAGUUUGCCUCCCGGGUCUCAUUCAGUGACCGAUCGAGGCGUACGCAUGUUACCGGCAGGAAAUGGUAUGGGUGUUAUGUGUGGGAUGAAUAGAAGCGUGAAGAUGGCAAGACCAAAUUAUCAAGGGAUUGCAUCGCCAUCUAUGUUGAGUUCUGGUAACAUCCUACCUUCUGGUUCGGCAACACCAAACCCUGCUAGUAUGCACUCGGGGGCUGGUGCUGGUCAUGGUCCAGGUCAAGGAAACUCGAUGUUGAGGCCACGUGAUGGUAUGCAUAUGAUCCGGCCCAACCAGAACACCGACCAUCAAAAAGCUGUGGCGGCAGACCUUCAGAUGCAGCAAGUAUCACAGGGUGGGGUCAGUCAAGGAGUUCCCGCAUUUGGCAGUGGAACAAGUUCGUCAUUUCCUAAUCAGAUUUCCCAACCACCUGUUCAGGCAUACCCACUUCAUCACCAGCAGCAAGCACGUCCGAUUUCCCCCCAACAGUCACCGCAUCUGCUUACCAGUAAUUCCCAUCAUCCACAUCAUUUCCAAGGACCUCCAAAUCCCGCUUAUGGAAUGCGACUCGUUAAAGAGAGACAACUUCAGCAACAGCGUUUACUGCAACAACAGCAGCAACAAUUCUCUACAUCCAAUGCCAUGAUGCUGCAUGCACAACCACAAGAGUCUCAACUUCCGGUUUCCUCUCCACAAAAUAGUACACAAAUGCAAUCACGAUCUUCAUCUCCGCCAGUGUCGAUUUCACCUAUGAUGACUCCAAUGCCGCAACUUGCGCAGAAACAUCCUGUAUCUGCACCCCAUGGUCUUGUGCGCAACCCUCAAACUAGCGGCACCACCCAAAUGGUGAAGCAGCAGCAACGGCAACGUCAAUCGCAGCAGUUUCAACAACGGCAACAGGCGCAGCAUCAGCAGCAGCAGGCUAAGAUUAUGAAAGGUGGAAGGGGAACCAUGAUGAUGCAUCAGAAUCAUCCCACUGAUACCUCAGAAAUGAAUGGCUUCUCCGGAGGUCAAUCUACUGCAGAUAAAGGCGAGCAGCAGGUCGUGCAUCAUUUGCCGCAAAGUGGUCAAGGGAGCUUGUAUUCUGGUAAGCAAUCUUUACCUCAUUCUUCUAUGAAUCAACCACACCAGCAGAAGACAUAUUCAUCAAAGGAACUUCAGCAGCAGAAGCCUUCUCAUUCAGCCGAUAAUAACAACCACCAAAAUCAUGCUCCAUCACCAUCAACGGUUACCUCAAGUACACCAUCAGUCAUCACUUCAUCCAACCACCACCCGCAUCGGUCUCAGCCACAUCAGAAGUCGGCUAAUCAUAAACAAGCCACGGUUCCUCCAAAAGUAUUGCAUAAUCAGAAAGUAAAUCCCUCUGACCAGCCUACAAGCAAACUGCAAGCUGCUCAAGCUGAAUCACCUAUGUCUAUGAGCAACUCCUCUCAGCCGAAUACAACUCUUCCGAUGCCUCAUGCACCUUGUAACGAUGCAAAUAGUAGUGAAAAACUUGUUUAUUCGUCUGCAGCUCCACAUCGGAAGACAUCUGAGAUGAUUUACGAUUCUUCUGGUGCAGUGCCAGAUAAUGCAGGAACACAGUUUGGUAAGAACUCCAUGCGGAUGUCUCCACCUCAAACAAGCGGCACUGGGAUGGAGAGUGAACAUUCUGGACCAGCUGUUAACCAAGUUGCGGUUCAUAGGCAGUCUUCAUCAGAAAGCUUGCCUAAUCCUGUUCGGAAUGAUGUGGGUGUACAGUGGCAGCAGCAGCCCCCUUCAUAACUACUACCUCCUGAUUGCCUGCUAAUUUUAGACCGGAAUAGAGCACUCUAUAACAGUUUCUUUGAGUGGUUCUGGGCCGGACCGUUUUGGCUGGGCUGCCAUUCCCAUUAAGAGCAAUCUGCAGAUGAAGCUCAGUUCCAUGGGGGCAAAAGAUGGAAAGGGGAUGGCAGCAAUUUGUGUUUGAAAGAUAGGUUAACUGAAGUGAAGUAGUAGGGCUAAUUCUUGUAUAAAAUGAUGAGUAGGAGAUGGAAGGGAGGAAGGAUAAAGAGGUAUGUGUACAGGAAUUCCAUCCAUCCCUUCUUUCUUUUUUUUAAACAUUUUGUUUAAUUUUUCUUAUCUUUAGAUUCAUUAGCCCUAUGUAUUAGCACACCCUUUUUUGUAAUAGGUGGGGUCGUAGUGGUAGUUAUCAUUGGGGGAAAUUUUGUGAAUACCAGUAGUGUAUACUUAGAUCAAUGUUGUUGAAAAUCACCAUUGCAUCA
Messenger RNA from Cynara cardunculus var. scolymus (artichoke), 6455 nucleotides. Its product is annotated as chromatin modification-related protein EAF1 A-like. Lineage: Eukaryota; Viridiplantae; Streptophyta; Magnoliopsida; Asterales; Asteraceae. Bases 355 to 5976 code for a protein of 1873 amino acids. Gene Ontology annotation, cellular component: NuA4 histone acetyltransferase complex. The transcript has 23 exons. The record is from RefSeq and is a predicted model, not a curated record.